AGCAGAAUGAAUGAUGUCAGGGAGAACCGCGGCGAGCAUGAGGCUCGCGGCAAACACGGCGGCGGCCGCAACCCCGAACGAACGCUGCCCCCGGCGCCCCCCGGCCCGGAGCCGCCCUCCAGCGGGAGAGCCCUUCCAGCUGCGGCACUGCUGAGGCAGGAAACCUCCGCGAGAAGUGUCGCCUCCGCCGACGCCCUUAACGCCCGUCCCUUUCGCCGGGAAGGAGAAGACGCUGAGGUUGGGAGAGGAGAAAAUUGCAGGGGAAGGUAGAGGUUGUGGCAAACUUUCUAGCUGCUUCUGCGUGCUGCUGCCUCACUGGUGGGAGUGUCUGCCCAUUGGAACUGCAGAGCCCAAACCUAAGAGCCCUCAGGCUCCAAAAAAGACUUCCAGCCGCCUUUGGAGGAGGAACUGCCAGCAGUGCAAGCUUUUGCAUAUACAGCAGAGUAGAUGAUUCAGCUCUAGAAGAAAGAUUUGUCUUCACAAAUUCCUUUGGAAGCACAAUGGAUGCAUUUUAGAGUUCUACAAAAGUCAUCUAGGAACAAGAACAUUGGACUUUAAGGAAUAACGGUUCAGAGAGCCCAGAAAUUGGUCAAAAAUAAAGCCUCUUUGGCCAUACAGCUUGGAAAUGAAUACCAUUGAGACAGCAAAGCUUGAGGAGCAUAUGGAGGGUCAGCCAAAUGAGACUUCUAGUGGCUACUCUCGACCUACUCUCUCAGUCAGUGAAGAGAACAAAAAUGGCACUAGCAAACCAAAGGGCUUGUCUAAUGGCUUGCGAAAAACAUCGAAGAAGUAUCCCGAUUACAUCCAGAUUGCUAUGCCUGCUGAAUCUAGGAACAAAUUUCCUCUGGAAUGGUGGAAAACAGGCAUUGCCUUUGUCUAUGCUCUCUUCAACUUGAUUUUAACAACUGUCAUGAUCACUGUGGUCCAUGAGAGAGUACCUCCAAAGGAGCUAAGCCCUCCCUUGCCUGACAAAUUUUUUGAUUACAUUGAUCGUGUGAAAUGGGCUUUUUCUGUAUCAGAAAUUAAUGGAAUGAUACUACUUGGAUUAUGGAUAUUCCAGUGGUUGUUUCUUAGAUACAAAUCUAUAGUGGGACGCAGGUUCUUUUUUAUAAUAGGAACUUUGUAUCUAUACCGCUGUAUUACCAUGUACGUUACCACCUUACCUGUGCCUGGAAUGCAUUUUCAGUGUGCGCCAAAGUUGAAUGGGGACUCUCAGGCAAAGGUUCAGAGAAUCCUGCGACUGAUUUCUGGUGGUGGUCUAUCCAUAACUGGAUCACACAUCCUGUGUGGAGACUUCCUGUUUAGUGGACACACUGUAGUAUUAACGCUGGUCUAUCUGUUCAUCAAAGAGUAUUCACCGCGUCAUUUCUGGUGGUAUCACUUAAUCUGCUGGCUGAUGAGUGCUGCUGGCAUCAUUUGUAUCCUGGUAGCUCACGAACACUAUACCGUAGAUGUCAUCAUUGCCUACUAUAUCACCACGCGGCUCUUCUGGUGGUACCACUCAAUGGCUAAUGAAAAGACUCUAAAGGUGUCUUCGCAGACGAAUUUUCUCUCUCGAGCAUGGUGGUAUCCAAUAUUUUAUUUCUUCGAGAAGAAUGUGCAAGGCUCUGUUCCUUGCAGUUUUUCCUGGCCAAUAUCUUGGCCUCCCAGCUGCUUCAAAUCUUCAUGCAAAAAGUAUUCACGGGUUCAGAAGACAGGAGAGGACAAUGAAAAAUCUACCUGAAGAAAAAAAGGAAAGCAUCUGCUCUGUUUUUUUCAUUUUUGGUCUGUUUUUUUUUUUUUUUUUACCAAAACAUUAAUGCUGUAACCAAAGUUCUUAAGAAGACUGUAACUGAAGAAGUGGACCAAGUUUCUGUGCAAUUGAUGGAAAGACAAUUGUAGAUAUGUAUUUCAUUUCAGAGGUUUUCCUCUCAUCAGGCUGUACAGACCUAUUCUACUCUUCAGUGCUAAUGAAAUACACCACUGAUGGGAUUUUUUAAUUAAAGAAAAAAUGGAGCAGGACUUUGCUUUAUUAACGAGAUAGAGGUGCCAAAGACCACAGUAACACUUCCAUUACUAUCACUCAUCCACAGAAGCACCCAAAAGUCUCAUCUUCAGAGCUCUGGAGUGCGUAAGGGCAAAAACAUGCUAAAAUGUAAAGGCACGAUAUUGGUGUACUGAGGUUUAUAAAAAAAUAACACAAUUGUGGGAAGUGGUUUGUUGCAUUAUUCUUGCUAAUGAAGGUAAGGCCUUUGUGUGACUGGUACAGCUGUGAAAGCAAGUCUGACUUCUUUUACACACUGUGGGUAUGAAUAUCUUAUGACCCUAAAAUACUACUUACCACCAUUAACUCCCAUGUAUUCUACUAAAUACCAAUUUUUACAUUUUUAUUAGUAAUUUUAUAUUUAAAUAGUUGUGCUACCUGAUGAAAUUGUGAAUUAGAAAAAGCUGCUAACAUCAGAGCUCAAGGAGCCUAAAAUUUUAUUUUUAGUAAGGGGACACAGUUUCAACAUCUAAAUUUUGAAUUGCAGCUGGCCUCAUGUAUAUAGCUAUACAGUGCCUGGCAGUGUAUAUAGAUGCAUAUAUACACAAAAGCACACAUCUUAAACUAAACUAUUUACUGGGAAGAGUGAUCAUAGAGUUCUUGAUGCAGGCAAAAGUUGUACAGCUCUCACCUGCUUGAGGAAUGCAAGGCCAGGUCCAAAAUGGGGCUAUGUUUAAAAUAAACAUUUUAAUUUUAGUAGCAAUCUUAUGCUGAAGCUAUGUAGCAGGUUUGCUUGUGAGCCAUAGUUCUCCAUUGAAUUUCUUUUUUUUUUUUUCUUUUACCUCUUGACACAUGUUUCUGUGACUUAAUUUAAAAAAAGCAAACAACCAAACAAAAAAGUGCUAAGGUGAAAUAUCUACAACAGCAGCAUUUCUUCAAUUGCAACCUAAAAUAAUUUCAUAUUAAAUGACACUGUGGUGGAACUUAAAUGUAGAUUCCCUUUUUUCCCAGGGUUUCAGUCCAGCUAAAAUGGCUAUUUAAACAAGUUGGCUGAUAAUGGGGAAAAUUACCAUGAGGUGAACAUUUAACAAAACCACAGAUUAACAGCUACCUGUUUCUUGUUGGUUUAUGUUGUUUUGUAUUGUUGUAAAAGCAAAGUAGAAAAUUAGCACACCAUGUUUAGCCUUUUAUAUUCUGUAUUAAUUUCUGCAGUUAACUCAAUAUUCAGAUCUUCACUAAAACCUAAUGAAAAUACAAAACUGCAUUAAGUGUUGAGGUGGUACUAAUAUAAAUGAAAUGCUGCAUAUUUUAAGAAUGUCUUGAACUGAGUGACAAGUGUGAACACAAUUUAAUAGUGACAACUUAUUUUUAAAAAGUCCAGUUAAAGUUGUAAAAUUAAAUACAGAGUAUUCAAGUAUAAUAACUUUCAGUUAAGGGGAUCAUUGCUCUGAGUUGUACAUGAGACUAUUUUUGAAGUGCAUUUCAAAUAUUUUUGUGCAUUAUCAAAAUAAUACAAUAAAAAGUGUUCCUUUCAAUACAUUUUUGGAAAAACUUAGUUAUAAAAGAAAUUCUGAUGUUUGGUUUUGUUAUUUCAAAUGAGCUCAGUAGACUCUGAUAAUGUGCCCCUGAAGUUGUGUGUGUAUGGACAGAUCUGUGCUUUCAUUUGCUUGCUUCUAGCAGACCAUGAAGAGCUAAAAAGCCAGUAUCAAAAAACUUUUGAAUCUUUUUUCUCUGUCAUAUAAAUGAAUGUGUUCCAACACCAGUCAGAUCUCCCAAGAUACCUGUUAUAUCAGUACUACUUCAUAGAUAAUUUUUUCAGCUAAAAUCUAAGCUUUGUGAUACCUUAAAUAUGGUCAUGUUAAUCCACUUGUAGUAAUAUCUUUUAGGAGUUAUGAAUGGAUUUCAUUAGUGGUCAGCGUGCCUUGGAAAUAGCAUGAUGAAAAGCAUUACCUCAGGAGCUUAAGCAGUGUUUUUCAUCUGGUGGCUGCAAAAUAAACACUUUGAUAGUCUAGAUAUAUCUAAUUGUCUGCAUAACCACCACCAUGCCUCGGUGGGAUUUCUGUAAUAGAUCUGCAAAGCAAGCUUUCUUCACGCAGGACAAGGUGUUUGGAGUUUUUUACUUGUUCUUGCUUCUGAAAGAAAAAAAUGUGAAAAUUUAUAAAAUAGAGCCAAGUAAAGACUGCUUAUGUUGGCCUGUGUGAGCUUUCAUUUUACUGCUGAAUUUGAUAGAGACUUCUAUUGUAAUACAGAAGGAAAGUCUAAGUAGCAGCUCUAGCUCAAAAUACUUGAUUCCUGUUCUGGCUCAGUCCUCCCUUAAGUGCUUAAUAUUUAUCCAUUGUAUGAAUGCUCUCAAAGGGGUAUGUGUGUGUUUGUUUAAUUAGCAGAAAACCCCAGUUCUCUACACAAAAUAGCUUUUAAUUGCUUUUAAAAACUUAGAUGGUAAAACUGUAUUUGAUGACUCUUUAGACCUAUAUGUAAGGUGAUAAAAAGGGGUAAGUAAUGGUAUAUUCUAGUUCUUACUGCUAUGGUAGUUUAUCCAAUACAACACACAACUUCUACAUAAAAAUUACUAAAUUUAACAUCUUGGUGAUCAUAGUACACAAACAGCAUGAAGCUUAAAGUAUAGUUUCAUCCUAUGAGGCAAGAGAUUGUAGGCCUGAGCAAAGUCCAGGUUUCUCCUUUUUACCUACUGCCAUCAAGUGAUCCUGUGUUAUUUGGUCAGUAUGUGCCCAAUACUUUCCAGUGGGUCACUAUUUUUUCCUAGUUACAGUAAUAUUUCUCAGAUGCCACAUGAGCUGCCCUUUUACUGUGUCUAUAACAUGCUCCUCUCGACUGAAGAGCAUUUACAUGUUGAACUUACAGAUGCUUAAUGAAAAAAUCCACUACAUUUGUACACCUGACCUAUCAGUAUGACUUAAAUGUUGUGAUGGGCUUUCUUAAAAUGCCGAAUGUAAAUUUAAAUCUGGAUUUAAAACGCUACCUUGAGCAUUUAAAGAAAUGUGCUAAGCGGUCAUGCUACCGAUGCUUAGUUCUAGUGCCAGAAAUUACUAAUGUCUACUUGGAAAGCGCUGUAAAUGGACUCCUUUUUCGGUACGUGCUUAGCACUCCCUCGUGGACAUGAAUGGUACUAACUGUUAGUCAUCCUUCGCUGCUGCUUUCUUGAAAAGAUCGCCACAGGCGGCGUAGUAGCAAAAAUAGCUGUGCUAAACAUUGCUAUGAGCCCUAGUACUGGAUUUGCUGCCCUCCUUAAAAUAAACAGUUGGGAGAGAAGGAAACUACAAAAAAAAAUUAUGUUAAAAUACACUGCCAUCAUGUAAUAGAGAAAUAAAGCUCAGCAACAGAGACAGAACUGGGAAGUCUUUAAAAGACAUGAGAGACCAUUCUCUUUAUUGGAUUAUUGCAAAUCCACUUACCAGGGUCUUAAAUCAGAAUCUGUUCAAUCUCUGGCUUUCUCCUAUCAGUAGUAUGUGGCUAGACAGUUUAUGCCAAGUUAUUUGGUACUAACCCAAAUUCUUUUUCUCAUUUCAUUAGAUGGGAUUUACUGUUCUAGAGACAGAUCCAUUAACUUCAGUGCAAGGUGAAGCCUUUCCAUUAACUUUAAAUGAACUUUCCCAUAGCUGCUUGUUGGUUUUUAUAUUUGUUUGUGGGAAUUUUUUUCUUUGUUAGUGGGCUUUUUA
Molecule: messenger RNA, 5640 nt
Organism: Pseudopodoces humilis (Tibetan ground-tit)
Lineage: Eukaryota; Metazoa; Chordata; Aves; Passeriformes; Paridae
Gene: SGMS2
Product: sphingomyelin synthase 2
Biological process (GO): sphingomyelin biosynthetic process; ceramide biosynthetic process
Cellular component (GO): plasma membrane; endoplasmic reticulum membrane; Golgi membrane
Molecular function (GO): ceramide cholinephosphotransferase activity; sphingomyelin synthase activity
Source: RefSeq, a predicted model, not a curated record